UAGAAAACGGACUGUCGCUGGAGAGCAAAGAAGAGGAGAGAGCUGAGAAAAAGCAGUGAAAUGGUGUGAAACCUGAGCGACUCUAACCCGAGUGAGGGGACAAACGAGGAGGAAGACCACAGGAGGAUUAUUUCCUUUGAAUAAUUAUCCCUAAAGUCAGUUUACUCCCGCUUUUUGAUGCUGUCCUCACGGAGGUUUGAGCCAAUAACGGACUUAUUGGUCGGCUGAACCAUGCAGAGGCUGCUGCUCCUGAGUUUGGCUUUGAGUUUUCAAACUGUGUGGACAGCGAGGUUCUCUCAGGAGCCGGCAGACCAGUCGGUGGUGCGGGGCCAGAGGGUGAUCCUGUCCUGUGUUGUCUUCAACUACUCAGGCAUUGUUCAGUGGACCAAGGAUGGCUUGGCUCUGGGAAUCGGAGAGGACCUCAGGGCCUGGCCCAGGUACCGGGUGCUGCGUGUUCAGGAGUUGGGCCAGUAUAACCUGGAGAUCCUGUCAGCUGAUCUGUCCGAUGACUCUCUGUACGAGUGCCAGGCUCCCGAUGCUGCCCUGAGGUCGAGGAGGGCCAAACUCACCGUCCUCAUCCCCCCAGAUGAACCGGUGAUCGAUGGCGGUCCGGAGGUGUUGCUGAAUGCAGGGGAGUCAUACAACCUGAGCUGUGUGUCUCGAGGGGCAAAACCUCCUGCCACGAUCGAGUGGCUUAAAGAUGGUCUGCCUACUGAUGGGGCUGUCAGUGUCACGGAGGUGCUACCAGACAGGAAAAGGGUGACAACACGCAGCUACCUGCCCAUCCAGCCAGUCGACACCGACACUGGGAGGAACUUCAGCUGUGUGGCCACCAAUCUGGCUAUUCCCAGUGGCAAAAGCACAACUGUCACCCUCAAUGUACACCAUCCACCGACAGUGACCUUGUCCAUUGAGCCUCGCUCCGUCCUAGAGGGGGACAGAGUCACCUUCACCUGCCAGGCUUCCGCCAACCCUCCUAUUAUGGGCUACAGGUGGGCUAAAGGAGGCGUAGUGCUCCAGGGUGCCAGGGAGAGCGUGUUUACCACCAAAGCCGACCACUCCUUCUUCACCGAGCCCGUCUCCUGUCUGGUGUUCAACGCUGUGGGAAAGACCAACGUCAGCAUCCUGGUGGACGUCCACUUCGGGCCGAUCCUGUUGGUGGAGCCGCAGCCAAAAACCGUCGAUGUUGACUCUGAUGUCACUCUCAACUGUAAAUGGGCUGGAAACCCUCCGCUCACACUCACCUGGUUCAAAAAGGGUUCGAACAUGGUUCUGAGUAACAGCAACCAGCUGUAUCUGAAGUCUGUGAGCCAAGCUGAUGCCGGCCAGUAUGUAUGUAAGGCCAUCGUCCCACGGAUUGGAGUAGGAGAGACUGAGGUCACACUCACUGUUAACGGUCCUCCAAUCAUCUCCAGUGACUCGGUCCAGUACGCAGCGAGAGGGGAGAGAGGCGAGGUCAAAUGCUACAUAGCGAGUACACCUCCUCCAGAUAAGAUUGUGUGGGCGUGGAAGGAGAACGUGUGGGAGAAGGAGAAAGGGACGCUGCUGGAGAGGUACACGGUGGAGCAGAGUAAACCGUCAGCCGAGGGCGGCGGCGUCCUCUCCACGCUCACCAUCAACAACGUGAUGGAGUCAGACUUCAUGUCCACCUACAACUGCACAGCCUGGAACUCGUUCGGCCCGGGGACCAUGAUCAUCUCACUGGAGGAGACCGAGGAAGUCCCAGUGGGGAUAAUAGCUGGUGGGACGGUGGGCUCCACCAUCUUCCUAUUCAUCUCCCUGCUUGGCCUCAUUCUUAUCUUCUACAGGCAGCGCAAAGGCAGUCGGCGCGGGGUCACUCUGGGUAAGCCGGACAUCAAGGUGGAGACGAUAAACAAGGAGACCCACAGCUUGGAGGAGGACUCCGGCAGCGUGUCCACGGCUUCGCGCAUGGUCAAGGCCAUGUACUCGUUUCUCCCCUCUGUGUCCUUCUCUCCUUCCAAUCAGCCCUUUAAAGAUGACAUAGAGCUCAAGUCUGACCUGCGCAGCGACACCCUGGACACCCGCCAGGAGUAUGACCUAAAGGAUCCCACCAAUGGCUACUACAACGUCCGAGCCUCCACCCAUGAUGAAGGCCGCCCUGCCUCGCGCUCCACCAUGCACUACUCUGACUACCGCUCCCCUACAGGAACACCAGGGGGCGCUGCAUCCAUCAGCAGCAGUGCUGGAGGCUCAGGCGCCACGGCCAGCGGUGGAGCUCCCGGCCCCCCUGGCCCCCUCACCUCCCCUGGCCGCCCACAGGCCUGUUACGACCCCAGACCCCCCUCUAGACUCUCCCACAUCAGCUACGCCCAGUUUAACACCUUCACUCGUGGGGGGCAAAGCCAGCAACCCCCGACAAAUCCCGCCCCUGCUGGUGACUUCCCAGGGGACUGCAGCCUCUUGGACUCUACUUCCCAGCUAGCCUACGAUAACUACGGUUACCCAUCACAUUACCAGACCUACCGUAUGGGCUUCGCCCCCUCCAGCCUGGCCCCGCUCGAGGCCGGCCCAUCCUAUGAAAUGUACGGGGUGGGAUCCGGAGUAGGGGGCCCAGGGGUCAGCGUAAGUCCUGGGGGCCCUGCUCCCCCUGGAUCAGAGACUGGACUUGGGAAGUACGGCAGCUCCACUCGCUUCUCCUACACCUCGCAACACUCUGACUACUCCCACAGCCGGCACACACAGAGGAUGCAGACUCACGUGUGAGACAGAGAAACACCUCACAGUCUUAGAGCAUGAGGACGCAUCUUAUAAAUAGUGUCACACCUUAAAAAACACACAAUCAUAGAGGAACACGCACACAUUUCACACACUAACACGCCCGACAGAACACAAAAACCAUCACACAUGCACAGAGUCAGAAGACCAUGCCCGUGAGACAGGGAGGGUGUGAGGAACACAGAGAGGCAAGGAGAGGAAAGACGGAGUUUUAGCGAGACAGGGAGGGGAAAUUCCACACAAUUUUGAAUUCCCAAACUCCCAAUGUGUUUGUAUAUCAGAGCUCUGAAAGAGCAGACGGCGCAAGUCACAAUCAAGACUGGGAACAAGAGCGAGAACCGGAGAGAGGACGAGAGAUCACAGAUCUUUGGAGCCCUAUAGCUUUUGCUAUGAACUGACUUUGUAAAUGAUGAGAGCGAACGUCUUAAGGCAAAACUGACUGACUGUCGAAUAUGGUACACACCGAUCGGAAGAAACCUCAACCAAGUGGAAGUCUGACUGGCCGCCAUUUUUUUUUCUUUUUUGCUGGUUGUCUUAUCCAUGAUCAUAAAGCACAUGUUGACCUUUUGCAUCUGACGUUACCAUGUCUGUCCCGCCUCAGCUAGGACGGAAAAAGGGGCUUGUUACCAUAUGGAAGAAUAUAAAUAAGAUGAAACAUUGAGAAAAAUGGCCCAAAUUUACUUGCCAUCACAAGAAAACCUUAAAAAAAUCUAGAGCUGUACUGAAAGUCCAGUGCGACCCACUGGAAACAGCUUCUGAGUCCAGACUUUUGGGUCCAGUUAAAAACCACUGAUCUAGAUUUUCAACAAUUAUCUCUAGUUGCAUGUUUGGUAGCCUCAAACGCUUGAAAUGUCUGUAGCUGAUACCUGAAAAUCAUUUAUUGAAGCAUAAAAUGAAAGCUAAAGAGCGUCUCAGUUUACAGCAAAGGCAAUGUAUCGGCUGAUGCUCACAGCCUUUAUCCACAGCCAAUAGUUCUUGCUCCAGCAGUGCUUGCAACCUCACUUUAGUUUCAUCUUUUCAGUGCUUAUCUUUUUUCUAAGUCGCAAAAACUGACUCCUGUUUCCUCAGUUGUAGCCAUAAUGUUGUUUUAAAUAGCCUGGUGUGCUUAAUAUUUUCCUUUUUCAAGGAAAUAUAAAGUUUUAAACUGUAUGAGAUCUUAGACAUAAAUGCUUUUUCAUCCUAAAAACCUCUGAAUGAGCACAUUAGAGGACUUGGCCGGAUCAUGAGACCACACACCUGCUAACUGUAGUAACACAAGAUCUCAGAGAAACUCGCGUGACAAAACGUGACCGCAGAAGUAGAAGAUGAUAAACACUCAACAACAUACAGAUUACACAUGAGAAAGCAUUUUUCAGUGAGCUUUAAAGAGGACAUAUGCAAAAAAAUCAAUUUUCAGGCUUUUCUAACAAAAUAUGUACCCCUGGCCUGUCCACAAUCCCCUCAAAUAACAGAACCCUCCCCCAGCCCACCUUUCUCCACCUUUCAGAAAAUGUGUGCUGAAGCAAGCCGUUCUCAGAUUUUCCCCUCGUGAUGUCAUGUGGGGAGUUAGCCCCGCCCCUAGGUUCUGUUGCCCCUCCCCUCUUGGAAGAAAGUUCCACCUUCCUCUCCUGAUUGGAUCUGGAGAGCCACAUCCAUUAAGCCACAUCCAUUUCCUGAAAGGGGCGUGGCGUCAGACAGCUCAGUAACAUUUAAAGCCACACAAAAAAAGCAGCUCACUCUGAGCAGUGCUGAAACAGAGAGGUUUUUAGACAUGCAAAAAUCCUAUACUGGGGUGUUUUUUUCAGCAAUAGGCAUGUUUUGGGGACUGCUGAGACCAAUUUAGAUAAAUUAAUAAUUAAUUACCCCAAAAACCUGUAACAUGAAUACCAUUAGUUUCUCAAAGUAUCAGUGCAAACAUAUAAAGAUAACUCAGUCAAAUCCAGUUCCAUUCCUGCCUUUCUUGCUAUUAUUUAAGAGUUUUUUAGACACAGGAGGGUGGAUAAAAACCUCCACUGGUGUUGUGCAUUAAAGUUGCAGCAAAAUAAUAAAGAGGAGAAGAGUAAGGAUGGCUGGAAUGAAGGGAGAGUUGUGUUCUCUUUGUAACCUGUGAAAAAUGCUUGGUGAUGCAACCUGGUCUGCUCAGGUGUUGGCUCAAAGGAUCUAGAAUCGUAAAUAUCAAACAUUUUACGAUUUAGGGUUGGGGAGGCUCUGAGCUGUAAAAUAAUCAUUGCAAAACCACAUACUUGAGGAUUAUUUGGACAAAUAAUUGUUUUUAUUGAGCCUCUGCUUCCUUUCUAAUUGUCAGGGGCCACAAAUCUAGCCUAAACUCAGGCUUGUAAUCAUGCAGUCAGAUCUUAUCUGCUGCUGUUUCAGUUGGAAAAGCUGGCAUCAUACGUCCUGCCUGACUGGCUGAUUGGCCAGUGAAGAAGUGGCAUUGAUAAUUCAACUUAGAGCGCAGAGAGCACCGUAAAAGCUGGACUGCGUAGGUUUUGUGAUAGAAACGACCACUACUAGUGCAGAAAAUGGUGGCUGUGGGCACAGGCCCUUGUGGUUUAGAUUGUGACCCUGACUACUGGUGACAUUCAACCAAAUAAGUUGCUGUAAACAGAAAAACAUAGAUACAAAUGCUUCUGUGAGUCCAUUAAUAUAUAUGUCCAAGGAGCAUAUUUUUAAUGAAAAAAUUAACAAAGAGGUGUUAGCAUGUAUGCUUUAUGAACGGUGACUGUAGGUAGAAAAAAGGCUGUCUACCAUGCAAUAAUCUGAAUAAUAUCUGAGAGUCUUGCAGCUUUACCUGCAUCUGUAAAGAUCCUGGUAAGCAUCAUGCAUGGAUCCUCUUCUAGUCUGAUUUUUUUGCAAGAUUCUCUGCUUUUAAGCACCCUUGAGACAAAAUGACACAGUCACCAACAUUUAUGCAAAGUAGGUUAAUCCUAUUUAGUUACUUUAAUGACUCUAAAAUUCACCUUUUGGCUAAAAAAGGAAGGUAGCAUAAUGACAACACAGGUACUUUUGCCAUCCGCUGUAGUGGCUGAUGUCAUGGUUGUCACAUGGUUGCAAAAGGUCAAUAACUGUAGUAUCCCAUAAUGCCCUUUGGUACAUUCCAGCAUGCCCGUAUGGCGGCGCAGGGAUGGGGAUUGUGUGUGAGUCGGGAUGGGGUUUGUCAUCAUUUUGCACUUCAUCUACAGUAUUCAUGCUUAGACGUCCCUUAUCUAUAUCUGUGUAUUGUCUUCUUUUUAUUUGCACACUUGACUAGAGCUUUGUAUUCUAUUUUUUAACAUUACAGAAUUAUUUUUGUCAAUGUAAAACAUGUAAAUGUGUAUGUAUGGACCAAAACAUGAGUGCACAUAACUUGGGAGUUUGCCUGGGCGAUUCCAUUGAGACAGGGUGAAGAGUUGUGCCAACAGAAGAUCCUAAAUGCAGGAUUGAUUUCCCACAAGGAGGGUAUAUCAGUGUAUAAAAGACAACCUAGUGCCAAGUGUUCAUGUUGUUCUUCACCUUAGACCAUGUAUAUGCAGUAGAAGCUCCUUCUAUUGGUGACUGUUGCUUUACAAACCAGGCUUCGGGGGCCUUGAGUCAUUCCCAGACGUUUUCGUAGGCUGGAGCCUUUUUCUCUGAGCCCUUAACUUCACGCCUGGUGCAGACAGAGAGAAAACACAGAUGUUGGGUUUAGAACUGAGUGGCCUUAUAGGGGAACAUGUCGUGCAUUUCCAUUUUGAAUCAUUCCUCAUCGUCUGUCUGCCAAAACGGCCAGAGGAGAAUGUGUAUGGAGAGGUUCAAUGAAGGCUUGUCCACAAUAUUGACAUGUAGUAGUGUAUGACUGUGACUGUGUGGGUGUGCGAGCGUGUGAGAGAGAGAGAGAGAGUUCAAGAGGGAGUGUGUGGGCGUAGGCGCGCACAUCGAUUUGUACAGUGUGUUUGUAUAGAUGUGUGAAUGGCUGCGUGUGUAUGGGAGGCGGACUGUAAACGCGAGUAUUCAGUAUGUUUGUGCGUGUGCAUGUCUGUGUCAAAGUGUGCGGGCGUGAGUUUCAGUAUAUGUCCAUAUCAUUUCUCUCACAAUCCUGUUACAGUACUUUUAUACCUCUGGUAGGACUGUAUCCUGUAUUAUUGUGUCUUUGAAUUUAGGAAAAUCCAAUGUUUAUCUUAUUGUACUGUUCUUCGUAGCAGAGAAAACUGUUCAAAAGAUGUACAACGAACGUUAUCAAACUCUCAUUUUUUAAUUUCAUUAUCUUCAAUAUUUUUUAAAAAUGGUAUGUAAUUAUUUUUCCACAGUAUUACAUAAAUAAAAGCACUGUUUUUUAU
Molecule: messenger RNA, 7010 nt
Organism: Cheilinus undulatus (humphead wrasse)
Lineage: Eukaryota; Metazoa; Chordata; Actinopteri; Labriformes; Labridae
Gene: kirrel1a
Product: kirre like nephrin family adhesion molecule 1a
Exons: 15
Coding region: 232-2724 (830 amino acids)
Biological process (GO): cell-cell adhesion
Cellular component (GO): cell-cell junction
Molecular function (GO): cell adhesion molecule binding
Source: RefSeq, a predicted model, not a curated record